Messenger RNA from Drosophila serrata, 4332 nucleotides. It is a transcript of the gene thr, whose product is annotated as three rows. NCBI's taxonomy places the organism in Eukaryota, Metazoa, Arthropoda, Insecta, Diptera, Drosophilidae. The record is from RefSeq and is a predicted model, not a curated record.
GUCCCUCGAAAUCUGGCGCAAAGGAAUGAAGAAAGCAGGCGUCGCUUAAAUUUUGAUUAAAUGUGACAAUUCCAAGCGACAAAAUGCCUGGUGAUAUAGGAAACCAACUGAAGAAGGGCACACGCAGCGACAUAGAGGCCGCAUGCCGAACUGUGGAGACGGAGUUUCGCCAGAUCGCGGAUGGAUUGCGGCGUGGGACCAAUGACGCGUUGUAUGCGCUGCGUUACGAGUUGAGUGUUCUGCGCCAUAUUUGCAUAGCCGUCAAGGAGAAUCCCCAGCAGAACGGUGAUCUCUACGGGGAUAUGGUGGCCGUCAUGCUGCCACACGUGCGUCCCUGUGAGGAGAAAGCCAGCCUGUGGGAGACGCAUCUUACCAGCCUGCGCUACAUUCUGCAUGUCCUGUGCCAAGAGCGAUCUAUAGGAGCCUGUCAACGGAUUUACGGCCUCAUCCGAGCGGAGCCUUGUCGCCUGCAGGAGGAAACGAACCACAAAGUAUAUCUAGACAUCCAUUUGACCCACUUUAAUGGAAUCUAUAUGCUGAUGCAGAAGCAACUGCUGCCCCUGGAGGCCUCAAGCCAGCUGUGCCAAGCCCUGGAAUCCCUGGGCGACCUUUUUGAGGCAAUGAGACUGAAGAAUAUUACCAAAACCGGACCACUUUUGGAGCGACUUAACGAAACGUUGUUCGGCAAGCGCAGCAAGACAUUCUUAAAAUCGCUGAGUUUCCUGCCCUCGGAGAGUCUGUCCAAGAUGCUUGGCUCCCUAUUAAGACUCCUUGCCACCAGUUCCACCUCAGAGUUGAGCAAUCAGUUCAGCGAGUACCUUAGCUUUAUGCUGGCCCUGGUCCAGAUCGACAUGCUGAGCCCGGAACCGAGUCGGCAGCUGUCGCUGCAGCUGCUCCGCAUGUGCAAAGAGCUCUUCCGCCAGGAGACAAACCUCACCUACGCCCUGCAGCUGCUCUAUUACUACCUGAAGCUGCUCUACGUCCGUGAAGCCACGCCCAACUUCAAACGCAACUACAUCGACCUCAUCCGAAAGUUUCAGAACUUUUUCGAGCACAAGGCGACACCGCAUGCCACGGAGCAGUGGCUGACGGACCUGCUGGUGGCCAUCCAGCGACUGCAAAUGCUGCUCCAGCAGAGUGGCAGCAAACUGCAGUCACCGUUUCAGGUCUUUUGGCAGCAAAUGGAGGGCGAGGGCAGUCCGGAGGCAUAUGCAGCUCACUUUCAGCUUCUGCACAGCUGUGCGGGGCUGGCGGUGAAUGUGACGCGGAGUCCGCUGGCCAGCAGUUGCUCGAAUGAGGCCUGCACGAGUGUGCGAAGGCACUGCAUGCUGGCCUUUGGCCUGACUGCCCUGGAUGCUUACAUCAAUUGGCAGCCGACGCAGGAACAGAAGGCGGAUAGAACCCCACAUAAACCCCUGCUGGGCAUCCUCAGCUUCACCAUGGACGUGGCCAAGAGCCUAAAGUGUCUCGGUCCAGCCAGCAUAGAGCUCAUCAAGCUGGUACGCCAGCUCACUCAUGUGGCCGAUCAGGUUACGUGUCCCGAGCAAAUAGAUCUUCUGUGUCACCUGCUGGAGCCUUUGCAGAAGUUGCGUCCCUUGAUUCCACAUCAGGAGAUGCGAGGCCUGCUCCGACGUUUGUUCAAGGCCAGUGCCUACUGCAAGGAUCCCCAGAGAGCAGGUCGCUUGUGUGCCAGCUACUUGGCUUCGCUCACGAAUCCGGCUCGUUUGAGGUCACAGAUCUGUUCGCAUUACCACCAGCAGGGCAAGGAGGAAAAGGAGAUCCAGAGAUGCAUCUUCGAGUGGCACGAGUCCUGCCCGCUGCCCUAUCCCCUGACUCCCGCGGAGAAGAAGCAGCUCUACGACACAGAUCUCUUUGCGGCGCUUCAUUAUGUGAGGAAUCCCUCGGUGACUCAUUUGAAAUCCUUAAUUCGCUGCCGAAUGAGUGACUAUCAUUUGGUGCUCCUGGCCAGGCAGCUGCGCAACGAUGGCUCCAUAUUGAGGGAGUGCCAGGAGCUUAUCUCUAAGCUAAAGGCUCGCAGCUGGCUGAACCGCAUGGAACAUCUAAACCUGGGUCAUGCAAACGUGGGAUUGCUCCUUGAUGCCUUGGAGGCUCAGAAGUGCACGGUUUCCUCGAAAGAAACUGGAGAGAAUCAAUUGGAGGAGCUGCUGCUGCGACAGAAUCUAUCGGAGAUCAGUAUCCAAAGAGAACAGCGACUGGUUAAUUUGGCCAGCGAAGCCAUUGCUGGCUUCAAUACCUUCUUUUGUCGAGCGGACGAAGAGCCGCUGGGUAGCGAGGAAACAGCCAUAGAUUGGGAAGCCCUAAUAGACGAUGCUGUGGCCGCCGCCAUGGCCUUGUCCACAAUGGGCUAUCAGGCUCAAGCUGACGAUGCUUGGCUGUUGCUUUUGAGGAUUGGAAGCAUGCUAAUGGAUCGCUUUACCUAUCUACGCGCACUGACACAUUUUUUGGCUCAAAAUGAAGUGAAUCCUCGACUGAAACUGGACUUGUCCGAGGAAGUGGAGCGAGCGGAGGAUCUUCUGGACGAUUUGUGGCCGCAGCUGCCGAGUGGCAGGUUCUUCAAGCGCCAGGACUCCACGGUAAUGCUGUGCCUGUGCCACCUGGCCAGCUAUUAUGCCAGGAGGGAGUGCUUCAGUCAUGCUCAGCUAAUUCUACUCCUAGUGGAGCAGCUACGUGGAGAGUUGCCCGAGCGUCUGGGAAAGACCGACAUAGUCUUGAUCACCUUGCAAACGGUGCGUUUUCGGCUGAACUAUGAGCAGAGGUACCCGGAGGAAUAUCCAAGGAUGCCUACACCGCUGCGACAGUUGGACACGCUGCAGGAUAAUGUGAGGAACUUCUGCAAUCUCUCUAGCUUGGACGGCGGCUACCUACAGCUGCUGCUCUCGACUCUGGUUCGAGAGAGCACGGAAUGCUCCGCCAAUAGGCUAAGCGAACGGCUGGCCUUCUCCAACAUUGUUCUCAAGUUGGUCCUGCAAUCGGGACUGGCCCUAAGGACCAUUGAGGUGUUCCUGGCCUGGCUGUGGACCAAUCUACAGAUGGAGAACCUGGACCGGGCUCAGUCCAAGCUGCGACUCAUCGAACACUGUAUGGGUAUCAAGCGUUUGAAGCGAAAGGAAGCCGAACCUUUGGCAAUGGAGAAGACGGAAGUCCAGGAUCCGGCCUUAAGUGAUCUGGCGAGCAACAUGCAUCUUCUGCAGCUGGUGGAGCCCAUCAGGAAGCAGCAGCAGCAUUUGGAUGUGGCCCUGCCGAGUAUGCUGCGUCCAAAUAGUCCCAGUUCCCAGCUCAGUCUGGAUCGGUAUUUGAACGUAAGCGAGGCUCCCGCAGUUAUACGUGGAAAUUUUCAGCUGCGAAGCACUUACUUCAUAAUGGGCUGCCUUCAUGCACGCCUCUGCUUUCUCCAGAGGAACAGCGACCAGCUGGAUGACUUCUAUGCCAGCGCGGAGAGCAAACUGAAGGAGAGUCCCGAGCUGAGCGAUUCCCUGGGCUCCAUGCUGCACGUCCAGCAGCUUUAUAGGGCCAACUAUUUGCGCUUUCGGGGCCAGCAUGUGGACGCAAUAACUGUGGCUCAGCUUGGAAUGGAAACGCCUCUCCAAGCCAUGGACAUUGACUACAAUUACAACUUCAUGACGCAGCUGAAGACAGCGGAACUGGAGCUUAAACCCGAGAACCUAGUGGAGGCGGAGGGUGUGCAGUGCCAGAGCCUGCGAAGAGCUUUGAAUUUUCUCUCACCGGAAAGAAAAAACGAAACCCCUUCGGAUAAGGAGUCCUCCACGAAGUCCGCCAAGAAGGGACCCAAAUUUAAGAUUUUCACAGAGUUGGAACUGCGUCCACCAAGCGGCAGCAGUGGCAGUUCCAGCGAAUACACUCCGCCCGUGAACUUGGACACCUGCCAGCCGAUCGUGUUAAGCGACGAUGAUGAUGAGUCACCCUGCCCCACGACCAGCCUGAAGCCCUCCUUGCCAAAGACCACCGAGAAACCAAAACCCAAAGUUAAGUCCAAGCUCAAUAUGGCCAUCUUUGUCGAUGAAAGUCCGGAGGCUGUGGCCGCACCAACGCCAUCACAGAAAGUCACCGGACGAAGCACAAGGGCAGCAAGGAUACGGCAACCGGAGGAGACACCAAAGACAGCGACGAGGAGACCCCGACGUGCGGUGGCUGUGACGGAACCGGAGCAGGCCACAGAACCAGAAGCCACGGGCACACGAAGUCGUAGGAGAAAGUGACUGAGAGAUUAUAAAGAGACUAUUUCGUUUAGUUUUAUAUUAGCUUCGGUUUGUAUGUUUCUUAUAUAAAAAUGUGUGUUUUUACCUACAUAUA